AUGGUCAGGACUAUGCAGACCAGAACCACGGUGGCCAGGAUCAAGCCGCCCAGAGUCAAAGCGCCCAAGCGCAAGUCAACCAGAGUGGCCAAGUCCAAAAUAAGGCCCAAAAUCAGGGCCCUACGCCCAAGCAGUGUCGACCAAGCAGGUGUGAAGCCCACCCCCGGUCACGGAGGCACUGGAGAGACACCUGCGUGCGGAGAUCGAGGCGGUCUGUACUGCCAUCAAGACGAUUCAGCAGGGAUUGCGGAAAAGGGGAUGAUCUGUUUCCCUGUUGGCGUUGACGGCGGUAGUUCUUCUCUCGCUUCACCACCCCCCCCUCUCCCCACCAUCCGAAGCAACCAAGUCUCAAAAUGCCGAGAGAUAUUUCGCCAAUUAAGUUUCCUCAAAACCGAAAGAAGAAAAGGGGGGUUUGAGAACAAGAGGAUUAGAGCAGGCGAUAUGGUUGUGGAGGAAUUGAAAACAACAUGGACUUCCAGGGAUAUCAUGGUAUUUAUACUCAGGGGGGCCAAGGUAUUUGACUCCAGCCCUUCAUGA
Molecule: messenger RNA, 537 nt
Organism: Coccidioides immitis RS
Lineage: Eukaryota; Fungi; Ascomycota; Eurotiomycetes; Onygenales; Onygenaceae
Exons: 1
Coding region: 1-537 (178 amino acids)
Source: RefSeq, a predicted model, not a curated record